Messenger RNA from Lachnellula hyalina, 477 nucleotides. RefSeq lists its product as uncharacterized. The transcript has 2 exons. NCBI's taxonomy places the organism in Eukaryota, Fungi, Ascomycota, Leotiomycetes, Helotiales, Lachnaceae. The record is from RefSeq and is a predicted model, not a curated record. Bases 1 to 477 code for a protein of 158 amino acids.
AUGGCCGGUACAUGGGCCCGUUCAAAUGCAUACAGAACUGAGAAAAGCUAUGCAAAAAUUCUUCCAUGGCUUGAUAAUAUAGAACCCUGUGGAGCGAGUGAAACAAUGAUUUUAUGCAGACUGAUAAGACAAUAUUCCAACAAGCCCUUUGCAGAUUUGCUUCCCUAUCCACCGAAGAUUGAGGACAUCCAUAUUAGACAGGAGAGGCAACUAUUCCGAGACUUCCGCGGAGUGAAGCGAUCAUUCUCAUGGUUCGGGAACUUAUCUGACGCCAAGGAAUGCUUUGCAAGAAGAAAAAGAAAGUGUGUUUGCACUGCGAGAAGCCGUAAAUGCCUGGCCACCCGAGACGGCACGAUACGAGGGCCGAUAUGCGUGAAAGGGCGCGUUCGCAUUGACAAAGUGUUAAAUGACUGCGUCCCUAAAGACGACGUUGAAGGAGUAGCAGUACUUAGAGGAACGAACGAGAAACAAAGUUGA